AUGAGCCGAAUGCUCUUGGCACGCGUCCCCGUCGGUGCUAAAAGCAGCUCUCCCACGACUCCUGGUUCGAACAGUGUCCUUUGUAUUACACCCGAGUCCGAUUAUACAUCUCCACGAAGAGAAGAGGGGUGUGCUUGGCCGCCGAACCCGGAUCACGACCUCAUAUCACCGCUAGAGUCGACUCCACCAUCGCCCAGUGUGUUGGGAUUUGCAACACCAAAGUCCAAACACUCGAUGGCCUGGGACGACCCACCAAAGUCUUCCGCUCCAUGGCACGAUGCCGAUGCCGAAGAGAUGGGGGAUCUGGGGCGCGGGGCGCUCAGCAAAGACGAAAGCCAAUGCCACAGCAUACCAAUAGCAACGGGGAGUAUGCCAAAUCCACCGAGACCGGAAGGCGACUUUGUCGAUGAGCCUGGUCGGAUGGACGGCGAUGAGAUGCUGUACAAGAGAUUCAGCCGUCCGCCAACUUACUGUGACUCGCGAAACGACGUCCACAGAAAAAAGCACAAUUGGCUCUCCCUGUCGAUCCUGGCUCUGUCAAUAUACUCCACAGGCCUCAGCUGCCUCUGGUUCAUCGUGGCUAUCGUUCAGCCGCGAUGGGGACCGCAGAUAUCCUCAAGCGGCGGGAUCCUCCCGUCAACGGCGUCCCUAGUGUGUGCCAUGUUUGCCAAGACGAUUGAAAUAUCAUUCGUAACCGUCUUCGUGACCUUCAUCGGCCAGGUCCUGACGCGCCGCGCUUUCGUAAAGAAGUCCAAGGGCAUGACGUUGGCCGAAAUGACGAUGAGGAACUGGGUCAUUCAACCAGGGUUCCUGAUUACACACUCGGAGACGCUGCCUUACGCCGGGAUGACGUUGCUCGGGGUGGUUUCUCUUGUCGCGACGAUUGCGUCGACGUUCUACACGACCGCGUCCGAUGCUUUGGUUGCCCCCAAGCUGAAAUUCGGUGGCUGGGAGAGUAAAACGCUGAGCGGCUACGUCUUGGCCUCCUACGCAAAUCCUCCCUUUGCUCGUGAGAGCUGCCAGACACCACUGCGAGACAGCGACCCCGCGGGCGUUGACACUGCUGGGCGUGCUUGUCUCGAAGUGCAGUAUGCAGGACAGUCUUACCGUAAUUUGAUGUCCUUCAUGGGCGACUGGGACGCCAUCAACAGAAACGGCACGAGCGCUACCGUCGACAUCUCGCACCGUCCCGUGGGAACGGCCCUUCUGUAUGACAACACGACACUGACGUCGGCGUGGAUCGAGCUCGAGUUUAGCAACACGACCAAGAACUUUGAGGAACACGGCAGGAUAGUUAACAAUGUCACUCUCGCGAUGCCUCACCCAAGCGUGUACGACGCGGCCACGAACCCGGUGAACAAGAUCCUCCAGCCGAACGACUUGUCUGGUGUGGGAGAGUACGCCAUCAAGGCGAGCGUCGUAUCCCCCGCGCUCAACGUCAUGUGUGUCAACAUGUCGCCGGACGAACUUGCGCCCUUGGUCUAUACGGAAUGGCCCAUGGGCAAGAUCAACUCCAAUGACACGUUGGUCCCGGGUCAGAGGAUUGGCCCGCUGGACUGGGAGCAAUAUGUGCCGGGGCUUUCGGAGACAGAGUGGCUCAACCGGACGUUGGCGGAUAGCAUCUUUCGCUGGGGGGAGCAGUACAACCGACGACCUCCCGUGUUCCAGCUCUACCCCGCAGAUUUCAACAUGGUGACCAACACCACCGCUGCGAACGAUGCUAUCUAUGUCCUGACGAAAUCGGCGUUCAUCACAAACUAUACUCUCUGCGAGAUGCGUUCGUGGGUAUCGCCGCUCUGCUCAACGCACUUCAACAUCUCCGGCACCGCGGGGGCGCACAUGCAAGCCCACUGCGAUGAUCCCGAGGACAAGGACAGCUACAACCACGUCCACCCAGAGGUCACGUUCUCCGUGCCCGUGGUUGAUUGGAAGAACAUUGCAGAGCAAUGGCGCCUUUCCAUGGACAUCAACGGCGGCGCCCAGAACAACAACGCCUCCAACGCCCGCAUCCUCACGCAGUUUGUCCUUGGGGAACCGCAUCUCAACCCCCUCCUCCCCUCCAUGGCGGAAGCUCUGGCCGUCUACGCCUCCUCCACGCUCAUCAUCGGUGGCCACGGCACGCCGUUUGAGCACUACUGGCGGCACGAGAAGGCGGAGCUCGGCGCCCCCGGCGCUCUGGACCCGUUUCAGGCCUCGAUUCGCACGCAGGAGUACACCUCGGGCCACGUGGCGGAGUGGCAAAAGGUGUUCUACCUGGUCCUCUUCCUCGUCGUGGUCAUAAACGUCGUCUGCCUCGCCUACUUCCUCGCGCGGUCCGGGCUGGUCACCGACUUCACCGAGCCGCAGAACCUCUUCGCCCUGGCCGUCAACUCGCCGCCCAGCGAGCAGAUCAAGGGCAGCUGCGGCGGCGGACCGGUGAAGCGCGACCUCGUGGUGCCGUGGCGCGUGGCCUACGCGAACGUCGCAAACCACUACUUCUUUGAAGAGGCGAGCGACCGGCCGUGGCGGGGCAAGUAUGCCGGGCAGGACUUGUUGUCGGUAGAUACGGCAUAUCGCGGGCGGCAGAGGAGCAGCUACGGCAGGCUGAGCACAAGCGGUUCGUGGAUGCCACAAGCAUGGCAAGCCAAGCUGUCUAAGCUGCGUUAG
Colletotrichum graminicola M1.001 is the source of this 2646-nucleotide messenger RNA. RefSeq lists its product as uncharacterized. Bases 1 to 2646 code for a protein of 881 amino acids. The transcript has 6 exons. NCBI's taxonomy places the organism in Eukaryota, Fungi, Ascomycota, Sordariomycetes, Glomerellales, Glomerellaceae. The record is from RefSeq and is a predicted model, not a curated record.